Camponotus floridanus (Florida carpenter ant) is the source of this 1927-nucleotide messenger RNA. RefSeq names its product glutathione hydrolase 1 proenzyme. Gene Ontology annotation, molecular function: glutathione gamma-glutamate hydrolase. Gene Ontology annotation, biological process: glutathione catabolic process. The record is from RefSeq and is a predicted model, not a curated record. Lineage: Eukaryota; Metazoa; Arthropoda; Insecta; Hymenoptera; Formicidae. The coding region runs from base 66 to 1832 and encodes 588 amino acids. The transcript has 11 exons. Gene Ontology annotation, cellular component: plasma membrane.
GUUCGGCUUAGAGAAACGUUUAGUCAAGGCUGGUCGCUCGCGCUGCGUUACAUUCGCUAUACAACAUGAUCGGAAUCAAAAGGAAAAAGUUGGUUAUAUUUGGCGUGACUGCGGUCGUAGUUGUGGCUAUUUUUGUAGCAAUAAUAGCAAUUUUGCUGACGCGCAAAACUCUUGCUGACGACUCAAAUGCCAAAUUUGUCAAAUGCGGCUCAAAGUUCAUUAGUGACUCCAAGAUGGGUAAAUAUAAGAAGGGUGCCGUGACGACAAACGGUCAGGAAUGCGCACAAAUUGGUGCCAAUAUCUUAGAUAAGAAUGGUUCGGCAGUGGAUGCGGCGAUAGCAGCGCUUCUUUGCGAAGGUGUUGCGUCCUUGCAUAGUAUGGGAUUGGGUGGUGGAUUUCUUAUGACGAUAUGGGAUGCGAAAAAUAAAACGGCAGAUUAUCUGGAUGCGAGAGAAACCGCUCCAAUGGCUGCAACGGAGGAUAUGUACGAUGGCAAUGCUCAUCUAGCUAUGUAUGGUGGACUAGCAGUUGCUGUCCCAGGUGAACUUAUGGGCUAUUGGGAAGCACAUCAAAAAUAUGGAAGAUUACUAUGGUCUGAAUUAUUUGCGCCUACAAUUAAAUUGUGCGAGACUGGAUCUCGCAUCAAUGAUUAUCUUGCUGCGUAUUUAGUAGAAAAGGAGCCUAUGAUAAAGAAUGAGAGCAGUUUGGCGAAAAUACUCAUAAAUCCUGAUACCAAUAAAGUGUGGGUUGCAGGUGAUAGAAUAAAAAGACCACAACUUGCAAAGACUCUGAAACUAAUUUCGGAGUAUGGUGCUGAUAUAUUUUACAAAGGUAAUAUUACUGAUAAUUUAGUCGAGGAGAUUAAAGCGUUUAACGGGAUAAUCACGAAACAGGAUUUUGCAGCAUACAGAGCCGUAUGGAGAGAACCGGUCGCAUUAAAAAUGGGAAAUCUGACAAUCUAUAGCGCUCCACCGCCAGGUUCUGGUGCAAUCUUGAUGUUUAUAAUGAACAUCCUUCGUCGAUUGCUACCGGUCAAUAAUGAAAAUAUAAUGUGGCAACGUAUAAUAGAAACUUUCAAGUGGGCUUAUGCAAGAAGAACCGAAUUGGGAGAUCCUGCUUUCGUCGAUGGCUUAGACACGUUGCUCACCAAUUUAACAUCCGACGAUUAUGCGGAAAUAAUAAAAAAAAGGAUAAAGGAUGACCGUACGUCUCAAGAUCCUGAGGAAUAUGGUGCUGUUACUGAGACAGCCGUGGAUUCAGGAACUGCGCACGUUUCCGUUCUUGCUCCUGACGGCUCCGCUGUCUCCGUUACAUCGACCAUUAAUCAGGUGCUCGGUGCAAUGAUACGCUCAGAAUCCACCGGUAUAAUAUUUAACGACGAGAUGGACGAUUUUAGUUCACCCAAUAUAACCAACGGCUUUGGACUCCCGCCGUCACCGGCGAAUUUUAUCCGACCAGGCAAACGGCCGUUGAGUUCGAUGUGCCCGACUAUAGUGGUCGAUCAAAAUAACAACGUCAGAUUAGUGAUAGGUGCAGCCGGUGGCACGAAAAUUACAAGCAGCGUAGCGAUUGGUAUGGCUCUAAACCUUUGGUUUAAUUACGAUAUAAAAGAGGCAAUUGAUGCACGUAGACUUCAUCAUCAACUAUUCCCUAUGAACGUUCAAAACGAAAAAGAUUUUUGUCCACCAACUUUAAAUUAUUUGAGGAAAAUCGGACACAAUGUCACCACUUUUUCUGGAAUUGGCAGUGCAAUCACGGCAGUAUCUAAAGAAAAUGGACUUAUAACCGCCAAUUCAGAUUAUCGUCGACAAGGAAGAACAGCAGGAUUAUAAAUAAAUUAUUCAGUAUUAUUAUGCGGAUGGACUUUAUAAUACUAGAAAUUUUUUGUGCUGUCAUAAUAUUUCAAUUGCUAAUAGCACUUGUAAGU